This is a messenger RNA of Perognathus longimembris pacificus (Pacific pocket mouse), 608 nucleotides long. Its product is annotated as enhancer of rudimentary homolog. The transcript has a single exon. The record is from RefSeq and is a predicted model, not a curated record. NCBI's taxonomy places the organism in Eukaryota, Metazoa, Chordata, Mammalia, Rodentia, Heteromyidae. Bases 43 to 357 code for a protein of 104 amino acids.
GAGCUCGUGUGCGGCGGCAGCAGCACCGAGACGUUUGGCGCGAUGUCUCACACCAUUUUGCUGGUACAGCCUACCAAGAGGCCAGAAGGCAGAACUUAUGCUGACUAUGAAUCUGUGAAUGAAUGCAUGGAAGGUGUUUGUAAAAUGUAUGAAGAACAUCUGAAGAGAAUGAAUCCCAACAGCCCCUCCAUCACAUAUGAUAUCAGCCAGUUGUUUGAUUUUAUCGAUGAUCUGGCAGAUCUCAGCUGCCUUGUUUACCGAGCUGAUACCCAGACAUACCAGCCCUAUAACAAAGACUGGAUCAAAGAAAAGAUCUACGUGCUCCUUCGUCGGCAGGCCCAACAGGCUGGGAAAUAAUUGAGUUGGAAGCAUUAGGGCACAGGGGGUGGGCUUGGAACACAGGUGUGUACAGUGUGCUAUAGUGGGAGUUUGUAUUACAGUGAUGCUGUUUCCAUUUUGUUACACUCUAGCCAAGAUCGAAUGUAUUAGAUGAAAUGUGGGGAUCUUUUCAAUUGAAAGCCCUCAUUGUAUCUUUUUCUUUUCUUUUUUUUUUAUUUAAACAUUUUUAUGAUGAUUUAGAUAGGGAAGUUGUUCAUUGACAGUUAAUG